AUGUCUGCUAAUAAUUUUGAGUUUUUAUCCAGAGAAAAAUUUGAUGAAAUUCUUGAUACAUACUUGAACGACCUACCAGAAAAUCGGCGUGCGAAGGCAAUUAUAUCGCAAGAAAUGAUGGAUCAGGCAAUUCAAAUUUUUGAUGACGGAAACACGAAUCAAGACCCAAAAUUUAAGUCUUGGGUACGAAGUAAAUUUACCACCAUGGUCAUCGGAAACGCCAAAAAGCUUGUUGAAAAAUCAAGCGCAAAGCCAGUAUGCGCUAAAGAAAAUCUGUAUGAUAUUAUUGGUAGCUUGCACCGCGUAUUACAACAUGCUGGCUAUAAAAAAAGUUAUGCUGAGGUAAAUUAA
Messenger RNA from Paraglomus brasilianum, 351 nucleotides. The record is from the annotation of a GenBank genome assembly. Lineage: Eukaryota; Fungi; Glomeromycota; Glomeromycetes; Paraglomerales; Paraglomeraceae.